GCCGGUACAUUUGCAUCGCAAUUUCCUUCUAUUGUUCUCUACAACUGUGACUGAUCUCUGUUGCUUCAUAUUAACUCGCAGAAACAUCAUCUCAAACGGAAUUUAUUCGUGUUGUACUUAGUUAUACAUCCCGAAAACUUAAUAUAAACACUAAAGAUGACCAGUCAUGAAAUUAACGAUAGCCAGAUUCAUGUGGCGAAGCAAAACGAAGCCGAAAUCGACAUGAAUGCUAAUGAAGUUGACAAAUGCCUGGACGACAAUUCCCAGAGGGCGACAGACACCAACGACUCUGCAGGUCUUAAUGGUUUCACCGAGGUUCACCAGGUAGAUGGCAUAACACAAAAGUUUAAAAAAAUGGGUCUGCCAAAAAGAACAACAAAGCAACGAACAGAUAAGCAACGAAAAUGGAUGGAAAAAAUGCAUGCUAAUCCCUGGGUGUAUGAAUACAACAUGGAAAAGAAAGGGCGUGCUUUUAUAUUCAACAACUUAGAAUUUGACUACGCGGCAACCGGAAUGCUCAAUCGUGACGGCGCUGACGACGAUGCAGAAGGUCUAUUUGACGCAUUCAGUGAACUUAACUUUAAAGUAAGCACGCAUCCAAACUGCACCUUAGCUACAACACGCGACAUCCUCUAUCAAGCAUCUCAGGAGAUUGAUUAUUCAGAAUAUUCCUCUCUGGUUAUUGUGUUCAUGAGUCACGGUGACGAUGGCGUCCUUUAUGCCACAGAUGGAAAGCUUCCUGUUGAUGAGCUAACAGCUCCGUUUAAGGGCAACGCUUGUCCAUCUCUGGCCGGAAAACCUAAAUUAUUUUUCAUUCAGUCUUGCCGCGGACAAAAAUUUGAUGAGCCCGUUGGGAUUGAUGUUGCUACCGAUGAACCUGAUUCUAAGUCACUCGAAUUUAAGGAAUUUAAGCAGAAGAUCCCUUCGGAGGCAGAUAUUCUUCUUGCAUAUGCCUGUCCACCAAAUUAUUACUCAUUUAGGAGCAAAGAUGACGGAGCCUGGUUCAUUGAAGCAUUGGAAUUCGUUUUAAAAACAUAUGCAACCGACAACUUUGAAAUCCAACAAUUGCUCACAAGAGUUUGUCACAUCGUAGCGUAUGAAUACGAGUCGCGAACUGGCCGUAAAGCGACAACAGGCAAGAAGCAAGUUCCAUAUAUCGUAUCAACACUUACGAAAGAUUUGUAUUUAAGGAGUAGACCUAGUCCGUUGAAAUAAGUUUUUACCGUCUUCAUGGAAAUCUAAUUCUGAACGUGACACUAACCCAGUAUACUCAACUAUGUGCUUGAAAGAAUUACUUAGUUGAAAAACAAUGCACUUUCAAAGCUUAACAAGCUAUUUUUUAUGUUUAAUACUAUGUACAUCAUAAUGAUGAGGUGUAAAGGAUAGAACAAUGCUCUAUUGCCGAGUUUAUCGAAACAGCAACGACGUACAGCAUCUAUGACUUACGAAAGAGACAUUGUAAAUUUGAUAACAUUUCAAGUUUUUAUAGGCACGUAAAAUCUGUUGAUUUAACUUCCUGAGCAAAUUUGAUCUGUUCAGUGUCAAUCAAACUGACCAAUCAGAACAAGGCCAAGAAUACGCGUUUGUUCCAUUUAACCCCCAAAAAAGCACACGUGUUUACGUACAUUGCUUACUGGAAAGGUCCAUUAUGUAUAUACACUUCGAGAUAGGCGGAGGUAUAAACUCAUUAACAUAUAAAAACUAUAGCAAAGGAACUUGUUUAAAUUAUUCUGGCAUUUAGUGCGCUUCUGUUAAUAAUUUGCAAUAAUAAAUUAUUUAAU
Molecule: messenger RNA, 1781 nt
Organism: Anneissia japonica
Lineage: Eukaryota; Metazoa; Echinodermata; Crinoidea; Comatulida; Comatulidae
Product: caspase-3-like
Biological process (GO): apoptotic process; proteolysis
Cellular component (GO): cytoplasm
Source: RefSeq, a predicted model, not a curated record